Colletotrichum godetiae is the source of this 1524-nucleotide messenger RNA. Its product is annotated as methyltransferase domain-containing protein. The coding region runs from base 234 to 1046 and encodes 270 amino acids. NCBI's taxonomy places the organism in Eukaryota, Fungi, Ascomycota, Sordariomycetes, Glomerellales, Glomerellaceae. The transcript has 2 exons. The record is from RefSeq and is a predicted model, not a curated record.
CGCGGAACGGAACUUUAAUCCCUGGCGGAACGUGCGACCUGUAAUGUUCCGCAAGACGAAUGUGUGACGUCGACGGUGAAAGCGAGGGGUAAAUUGGCGCUACCACCAACAAAACAAGAAGUAUCCCAACGGCGCCAUCCAAGGGAGCUGCCUAUUCGUACGGACCAGUACAAAAGGCCACCGAAUAGAACCGAGACCGAGAACCCCGAAACCAACAACCGGCCCCAUUCACCAUGCCGUCAACUCGCAAUACCGCCUCCGAUGUCCCGGACAUGAAUCUCUACAAGCUCAACCGGGUUCACCGCACGCUUGACAAAUUAAAGGAGAAGCAGGAAUGGGAGGCAGAAGACACAAAGUCGUUUGACUGCAUGCACUACCUGGGCGACGAGGCGAUUAAAAAUGCUGCCAAGGAAUUGGGUCUACAAGCCGCUGAGCGGGUGCUCGAUAUCGGAUCCGGGUUCGGCGGCACGGGCAGAUACCUCUACCGACACUUCGAUUCUACAACAGCGGGCAUUGAGCUGCAAAAGGAGAUUCACGACAUUGCUCAGACCAUAAACGAAAAAUCGGGUGCUGGGGCAAAUGCGACAUCCACUAACGGCAACUUCCUCGAACUUGACCCAGCUAAAAUGGGCGCGCCGUUUGACCACAUCGUCUCAUUCCUGUGCAUCCUGCACAUCCCGGAGCGGGAAGCCCUGUUCAAGAAAGCACACAGUGUCCUCAAGCCAGGAGGCAACAUGUACAUUGAAGACUUCUUCGCCCGCACAACUCUGGAUGCCAAGACCCUCGAAGUCUUGAGAAGCUCGGUUUCCUGUCCAGACUUGCCUGACAAAGAGCAUUAUAUCGCAGAGCUCGAGAAGGCUGGAUUUGAAGUCACUGGCUGGGUUGAUAUGUCGACUGUCUGGUCCGACUUUGUGCAUGAGCGUGCGGAAGCCUACAAGAAAGAUCCAUCGGUGGAUGCUGAUCUCACGGCAUUCUAUGAUGCUGUAGAUGAAGUUUUCUCUGGAGGUCAGGUUGGAGGCACACGAAUUACAUGUCAAAGAAAGUAAAAGCUUCGAUUGCUUGUUUAUCUUUUCUAACUUGUGUUGAAAGCUUGUUAGUCAAGAUCCUGCACUGAGAGAGGGAAUUGUUACGGCUAGGACACAAUCAUGUGGACUCUGUCUUCGUGAUGUGGGCGUUGUUUUCUGACAGAUGCAUACAGUCUGGCAUCUCAUCAUGCUCUAGAACUAGAUUCUGAAACAUAGCCACGGAGAAUUUGCUUACAAUGGUCAAAAGUGCGGUAGUUUUCUCGCGAUAAUCCAUGCUGCAAUUAAGCCUAGGUUUCUCCGUUGGGCACCAUUCCUUACACCUUGGGUCAUGAUAGAUAAUCCGGUAUUCCGAAAGUGUGCACACAUUGGCGCAAGAAUUAGCUGGGCCUUCGGCGCCGGGAAAUAUUUACGUGCCACCCAGUCGCGAUCCACGCCCCCCGCGGGCAAUCUUGGUAAAUAAGACCCGAGCUUCCUGUUAGCCCAAGUCAAGAGCUUCUCG